This is a messenger RNA of Arachis ipaensis, 952 nucleotides long. NCBI's taxonomy places the organism in Eukaryota, Viridiplantae, Streptophyta, Magnoliopsida, Fabales, Fabaceae. The record is from RefSeq and is a predicted model, not a curated record.
UACUUUCUUGAUGUUGGAGAGUGCUUUGAGAUGCGAGCGUGGUUUUGUUAGACUCUCUUUGAAGGAUAACAAUUUCAGAGAUUGUCCGUCGGAAGAAGAGUGGAAAAGAGGAAGAGAAAUCUGUAAAUUUCUAAAUCCAUUUUAUAAAAUUACUACCUUGAUGUCUGGUCAAUCUUAUCCUACUUCAAAUUUAUAUUUUAUGCAAAUUUGGAGGAUUGAAUGUUUGCUGAAAGAAUUCUCCAUUAGUGAGGAUGAGGUCAUAAGAAAAAUGGUGCAACCAAUGAAAGCCAAAUUUGAUAAGUAUUGGAGCGAUUAUUCCAUAAUUCUCUCUCUAGGGGCUAUUCUUGAUCCUCGAAUGAAAUUUCAUGUUUUGGAAUAUUGUUUGAAUAAAGUGGAUCCAUGUACUGCUAAUGAGAAAUUGACCAUCAUCAAGAAAAAGCUGUAUUUGUUGUUUGAAGCAUAUUCAGAAACUUUGUCACAUAAUGCCUCUUCUAAUGCUUCUGGUGGUCAAAUAAGAAUUCCAACUUCUAGAGAAGAUGAUUCACUUUCAUUUGAUGUGCAUGAUGAGUUGAGAAAUAUAAAUUUUCAAACUAAUGCUUCACAAAGAAAGUCUUCGUUAGAUAUCUAUUUAGAAGAGUCAACUCUUGAUAUGAACUCUAAAAUAGAUGUCUUGCAAUAUUGGAGGUCUCAAGCCCAUCGCUUUUCUGAUUUAGCUUCCAUGGCUUGUGAUGUGCUUAGUAUUCCAAUAACUACGGUAGCUUCAGAGUCAGCCUUUUUAAAUAAGUAUAGAAAUUCUAUUUUGGAUACGAAUGUACAAGCUCUUAUUUGUGCUCGUGAUUGGAUACAUGGAUAUGUAGAUGAUGAUGCUGAAUUUGAGUGUCAAAAUGAAAGUGACAAAGAACAUUAUAAAGAUAAAGUGGAUUCAAUUAAUAUGAUGCCUGGUGUUGACUAA